Molecule: messenger RNA, 4049 nt
Organism: Cololabis saira (Pacific saury)
Lineage: Eukaryota; Metazoa; Chordata; Actinopteri; Beloniformes; Belonidae
Gene: prdm10
Product: PR domain containing 10
Exons: 22
Coding region: 60-3563 (1167 amino acids)
Biological process (GO): regulation of DNA-templated transcription
Cellular component (GO): nucleus
Molecular function (GO): protein binding; RNA polymerase II cis-regulatory region sequence-specific DNA binding; DNA-binding transcription factor activity, RNA polymerase II-specific
Source: RefSeq, a predicted model, not a curated record
CCCUUGUUUCCUCAGGAGGAAAGAGACGUGAGCAGAGACGGGCUUGGUACUGUGCUGCCAUGGAGACCAAGCAGGAACCAUCAGCCGUGUGGAGUCAGACCGUUAAUAAUGACUCAAACAACCCGGCGCAGGUGCAUUUUGAGGGCGGCACCGUGGCCCAGAUCGUGUACAGCGGCGAUCAGGUUGACAGGGGAGAGCAGCAGGUGGUUUACACAGCAGACGGAAACUCGUACGCCUCAGUGGAGUCUGGAGAGCACACGCUGGUCUACAUACACCCUGCAGAUGGCAGUCAGGCGGUGUUUGCUGAUCAGCCACAAGUGGCGUACAUCCAGCAGGACGGCACCACCCAGCAGGUUGCGGUCUUGCUGCCUGGUGGACAGAACAUGAACGCCGCCAACCUGCACGUUCUCAGUAACGUAGCGGAGGCUCCACAGGCCAUCCUGGAGCCGGUGUCCCAGGAGCAGCUGUCGGUUCCUAACUCGCUGGCAGCGAUGCCUGACAUGACGGAUCCUCCCAGCAGCCCCCUCGGACCCACAGACUCCACAGAUGAUUAUGAAGAAGAUGAAGAUGAAGACUCAGAGAUGGACGACUGGGAGCCGCGGCAGCGUCAGUCAUUCGACCCACACAGCCUCUGGUGUGAGGAGUGUAGUAAUUCCAACCCCUCCGUCUGUCUGGCCCACGGUCCUCUGCAUCCCGUCCCCAACCGGCCGGUGUUGUCCAAGGCCAGAGCUAGUCUGCCUCUGAUCCUCUACAUCGACCGCUGUCUGGGCGGGGUGUUCUCCAAGAGACGUAUCCCCAAACGCACCCAGUUCGGUCCGGUGGAAGGUCCGCUGGUCUCGCAGAGCGAACUGCAGGAUCACUACAUUCACCUGAAGCUGUGCGCCCUCAAUGGAGAGAAGGAUGGAGAGAGAUCCAAUGGCGUGUGGUUUGAGCUUUCUGAUGAAGAUAGCUGUAACUGGAUGAUGUUCGUGAGACCUGCCCAGAAUCACCUGGAGCAGAACUUGGUGGCCUAUCAGUACGGCUCUGAAAUAUUUUACACCACCAUCAAGAACAUCCAGCCCAAGCAAGAGCUUAAGGUGUGGUAUGCUGCAUCUUAUGCUGAGUUUGUAAAUCAGAAGAUCCACGACGUUACAGAAGAAGAGAUGAAAGUGCUCCGAGAGCAGGAGAAGAACUGGCCGUGUUACGAGUGCAACCGCCGCUUUGUGAGCUCGGAGCAACUGCAGCAGCAUCUUAACAUGCACGACGACAAGCUCCACUCCGUCACCAGAUCCAGAGGCCGGGGCCGAGGAAGAGGCAGGAAGAGAUUUGGAACGGGAAGAAGACCCGGACGUCCCCCUAAGUUCAUACGUCUAGAUCCGCCUGUGGACAGCAGUGGGGACAAGACGACAGAAAUGCUGGAGCUGACGGAGAAGCCGCUGGAGGAGCAUGUAGAAGCAGCUCAGAACGGGCUGAAGGAGGUGGAGAUGGAGCCGGCGGCGGAGCCAGAGACCGAGGCCGAGGCUCAGCUUGUCCCCUCUGCGGAGGAACCAGUCCCAGAGUCCAUCUCGAUGCCGUCCAGUGCAGACCUGCAGGCUCCCAUGAAGGAGGACCCGGCGCCGGACAGCCAGUCCGACGCCCAUCUCACGUCGCAGGACAUCCGGCGGGCCAAGAGAAUACGGAAUGCAGCGCUGCAGCACCUUUUCAUCAGGAAGAGUUUCCGUCCUUUCAAAUGCACGCACUGCGGCAAGGCCUUCCGGGACAAGGACAAGCUGGACCAGCACCUGCGGGUCCACGGCCGAGACGCCUACACCUUCUCCUGCCACGUCUGCAGCAAGAGCUUCGUGAGCGACUCGGCCCUGGAGGACCACCUGCUGGUGCACACGGAGAACCGCUCGUACUCCUGCCUGCUGUGCCCCGACACGUUUGACCGGCUGGAGCUGCUCAAAGACCACGUGGAGGUUCACUCUGUGGACGGCUGCUUCACCUGUCCCACCUGCAAGAAGACGUUUAGUGAUUUCAUCCAGGUGAAGAAACACAUACGCUGCUUUCAUUCGGAGAAAAUCUUCCAGUGCACAGAUUGUGAUAAGGCCUUCUGCCGGCCCGACAAGCUCCGGCUGCACAUGCUGCGCCACUCUGACCGCAAAGACUUCCUCUGCUCAACAUGUGGCAAACAAUUCAAGAGGAAAGAUAAGCUCCGGGAGCACAUGCAGCGAAUGCACAAUCCAGACAGAGAAGCCAAGAAGGCCGACCGGAUCCACCGCUCCAAAACCCUCAAGAUGAAGGUCCCCACCACCGACUUUGAGAGCUUUGUGUUCAAGUGCAGACUCUGCAUGAUGGGCUUCCGGCGCAGAGGGAUGCUGGUUAAUCACUUGUCUAAGCGCCAUCCAGAUAUGCGUAUUGAUGACGUGCCUGAGCUAACGCUGCCAAUUAUCAAACCCAACAGAGACUACUUCUGUCAGUAUUGUGACAAGGUGUAUAAGAGUGCCAGUAAAAGGAAAGCUCACAUACUGAAAAACCAUCCCGGGGCAGAGUUGCCUCCCAGCAUCAGGAAGCUGCGUCCCGCUGCUCCCGGAGAGCCCGACCCCAUGCUGAGCACGCACACGCAGCUGACCGGGACCAUCGCCACGGCCCCGGUCUGCUGCCCGCACUGUGCCAAACAAUACAGCAGCAAGACUAAGAUGGUACAGCACAUCAGGAAGAAGCAUCCGGAGUUGGCCCACCUGGGAGGCAGCAUACAGACGCCCAUGACCGCAGCUGUGAUCAGUAGUUCUCCUGCCGUCAUCAGUGCAGACGGCACCACGGCCGAGGCUGUAGUGACCACAGAUUUGCUGACCCAGGCCAUGACGGAGCUUUCUCAAACACUAACCACAGACUACCGAACGGCGCAGGGAGACUACCAGCGAAUCCAGUACAUCCCCGUCUCUCAGGCGGGAGGCGGCCUGUCCCAGCCGCACAUCCAGCUGCAGGUGGUCCAGGUGGCUCCGGCUUCUUCGCCAAACUCUCAGGCACCGGCGGUAGAUGUGGGUCCGCUGCAUGACCCUCACGGCUACAGUCAGCACUCCAUCCAGGUGCAACAAGUCCAGGUCUCUGAGCCUUCAGGGACUGGACCAAGCUCCAGCCAGGGUCCCGGUCGGCCUCUCAGCCCCACUUCCCAGCAAACCAGUCAGGACCUGAGCCCUGCCCAGUUAACCCCAGUCACUUUAGCUCAGAGUCACACCCUGCAGCCCAACAGCAGCCAGCAGCAGGGGACGGUUCAGCACGCCUACAUACCCGGGAACUGGAACUACAGAGGUUACCCAUCGGAGAUCCAAAUGAUGGCUCUACCUCAUGCACAGUAUGUGAUAGCUGAGACCAGCACCCCUGUAACUGGAGGCAGCAGCAACCAAGUGAAAACGACGCACUACGUUAUCUCCGAGGGUCAAGGGGAACUGGAGACGAAACAGAGCACGCCGCAGAGCACAAGCCAGGCCCAGACCGAACAUCUGGAGCAACAGCCGACGACUCAGCAAGGCACCACACAGUACAUCAUCACCACAACCACCAAUGGUGGUGGGACGAGUGAAAUUCACAUCACAAAACCUUGAACUGUACGGUGAUGAACUUCACAGAUCCAGCACAGACCUGCAAACCAAUCGUGCAUGGCUCACUCGCCGGCUUGUAGACACUCGACGUAUAUGGGUGAAGGUUUGUGUGCAUGCAGAGACAAAGUAGACCAGUUUUAUGUGUCUGAAUGUUGACUGAACUGUUGCAUUGCAAGCUGCUAGACCUUUAUGAGGAAAAAAACUAAAAUAAAGGACAAAAUGUGAAGUUUUAUUUUUAAAAGAGUAAAUACUGAAUAGUCGACUGAACAUGUUUUGAAUAUGUGCUCUAGGGCUGCAGAGUAGAUUUACUAUAUAUUUUUUAAACAUCACUGAAACAUUGAAGAAGUGGAGUGAUUAGAGGGUCAGUCCAGAAACAGAUUUGAAUGAUAAUUUUUUAUUAUUAUGGUACAUUAUGGACAUAUCUGUAAGUAUUUUAUUUGCAAAUGACAUGAAAUGUGGAGAAACGCACUAUUAAACCUGUUACAAACA